GUAACCACAACUGUUUACAUGGUUAGUAACGAUUAAGCGUAGCAUGGCUCGACCCUUGAACUGGAAAAACCAAUGAGCAAUCAAUGCAAGUAUCAAAACAGUGUCACACUUUAAUACAGUUUUAGAAUACAAAAAUGCGGACAGUUUUAGCUGUAGUUUUGGCGAUUUUAUGCACAACAGGCACUGCGGCAGCUGUUGACAAACGAAAUCACUUAACCAUCGGAGAUGUUAACGGAGAUACCCCCCUUCAUCUUACAGUGCGCUUAAACGACCUAAAUCUGACCCGUCUGUUGCUCAUCGCUGGAGCCGAUAUUAACGCAAAGAAUAAUGCCGGCAUUGCACCUCUGCACAUGGCAAUUUACAAAUCCAACGUGGAAAUGGUGAAACUGUUAUUGGAGCAUGGUGCGAAUGUGGAUGCUCAAACGAAUAGAGGAAAUAGUCCUCUCCACGAGGCAGUUGCGAAAAAGGACGUUGGCAUUGUAACUACGCUCCUGAAAAGUGGAGCCAGUCUUGACAUUCAAAAUGAAGCAGGGAACACGCCGCUUUUGGUCACCUUACAAAACGGUCUGCAAGAUAUCGCGCAAAUACUCAUUACACAUUCUAGCUCAAAGGUGCCAUUGAACUUCAAAGUAAAUGCCUACUGAAGAGAUCUGUGUAUUUUGUGCCCAAGAGUCACGUUUUUUUUAUAAGUGUGGCUAUAGAGGGAGUCGCCUGGUGCCAAUUUAGUGUAAUACAAUGUUAAAAUAAAUAAUGUAAUAUACGCUAAUAUCAUAGUA
This is a messenger RNA of Photinus pyralis (common eastern firefly), 776 nucleotides long. Its product is annotated as putative ankyrin repeat protein RF_0381. NCBI's taxonomy places the organism in Eukaryota, Metazoa, Arthropoda, Insecta, Coleoptera, Lampyridae. Bases 135 to 644 code for a protein of 169 amino acids. The transcript has 2 exons. Gene Ontology annotation, molecular function: protein binding. The record is from RefSeq and is a predicted model, not a curated record.